Kuraishia capsulata CBS 1993 is the source of this 2148-nucleotide messenger RNA. RefSeq lists its product as uncharacterized. Gene Ontology annotation, biological process: DNA-templated transcription. NCBI's taxonomy places the organism in Eukaryota, Fungi, Ascomycota, Pichiomycetes, Pichiales, Pichiaceae. Gene Ontology annotation, cellular component: nucleus. The record is from RefSeq and is a predicted model, not a curated record. The coding region runs from base 1 to 2148 and encodes 715 amino acids. Gene Ontology annotation, molecular function: zinc ion binding; DNA-binding transcription factor activity, RNA polymerase II-specific; DNA binding. The transcript has a single exon.
AUGUUCCGAGUAGAUGUGAUUUCAUUAGAGAUUGUGCAGACCAAAUCGGGCUCUCCGCAGCGAUUGAUCUUCACCACCCCUUUUCUGCUCUCAAAAAAAUCCGAAAGAAGAGCUAUUCUGAAGAUACGAAAUACAAUAAUUCAAAAUAGCAAGAUUAUGGAAACUGCCAACAUGACAACUGAAGUGAUAGCAUUUGCCCGCCCCUACAGAAGUAGGAAAUCUCCACCUUGUGAUUUUUGCCGCAAAAGAAGGACGUGCUGCCUCAAAGAAGCUGGGUCAAACCGAUGCAUAGGAUGUAGAGUCAGAAAAGCCGAGUGCACCUACAUCGAAAGACCUGCGGCCAAAAAGAGGCCCCCACCAAGAGAACGGCCACAGUACGAAACCAAGGACCAGCGGAUUGCACUCAACAUCUCACGAGAUGGGUCUGUGAAUAUAGAAGUGACAACCACAGACCCUUUCAUUGCAAGGGAAAUUCCAGAAGUGGAAUCUGAAAUGCGUGGAAUGGACAACAGACUGGAGUUGCAUAACGGUAAAACAUCUCUAUUCGUUGGCUUCAGUGGAGACCAAGAUCCUUGGCUAUUACAGAGAGUAGCAAGGGAAACACCAGGUUCGGCCGAAAAAAGAUAUACAAAUCCUGCUCGAGAUAUAAAUGAGCCCAUAUUUUUCUCCAUAUGUCCAACUAUAUAUCUUGACCCACGACCAGACCAUUACUGCAUCGAUAGUGUUAACGAGGUGGUGAAGCCAUUCAGUCCCAAGAUUCUCAUAGACACCUACUUUGCUUCGGUCAAUCCUUCAUAUCCGGUGAUAAACGCAAGCAUACUUUCUGACUCCAAUCAGAAUAUAUCUGCCACUUUGUUGGCUGCCAUUUACGUGAAGGCAUACUCCCAUGUUCAAGGCGAUCUGAAGGCUCUUGCCCUGGAGAAGGAAAAACGCAGAGACUGGUAUGCCCUUUUCGGAUUUCUUGGAAAAGCCCUCCCAAUAGAAUGCGGUGCUGCCACAUUACAAACUGUGCAAGCACUACUUCUGAAACUACAUUUUUUGCCUAUAAUUAUCAGAGAUGCAAAUGCUCCAUGUGCAUGGGUGGAGACAGCUUCUCUGGUCGCCGUCAACCAGGACCUGGGGCUCAACGUGGAUCCGUCUUUGUGGGACCUUCCAAAGUGGGAAAAGCGACUACGAAGGAGAUUAUGGUGGGCUACUUAUGCGGAAGAUAAGUGGCAGGCUUUGGGGUUAUCGAGACCUAGCCAUAUUCGUGAUGAAGACUUUAGCGUGGGAACCAUCUGCGAGGACGAUUUCGUUGAGGAGGGGGAUGACGAUCAAACUGCGAAGGAAAAAAUGGCUAAGAAGGUGGGAGUUAAUAUGUUCAUUGCUUUGGUUCAUUUGACUGGAAUUCUGGCCAAGAUGCUCACUUCAUUCUACUCCACAAGAACAGUUCUUCAAUCGCGCAAGCCUGCAGAUGAGGUCAUGUCUAUAGGCGUUGAUCUUAUCAACAGAUUGAACGCAAUAGAAAAUAUUUACUUUUCCAAAGAGAAAAUCCCUUCUCAUCUUUUGGGAAGUAUGGUUUCAUUGAGACUGGCCAAAGCAACGUUAACAAUGUCAUGUUGCAGAUCUAUUCUGUAUGCUGAUAGCAAGGUCACCUUCUCUGAAAUACAGACCAGGGCAUACGAGUGUGCCCGUGACUUCAACGUGUAUUUGGAGACUCUUGGUAACAAAAAUCUUGAUUGCCAUUGGUGGAGUUUUUCUAGAGUAAACUUUUCGAUAGUGGGAGCUUGCAUCCUUGCCUUCUACGUUGCUGCAGAUAAAGAAGGCGAUGAACUGGUAUGGAGGGAUAUUGUUUAUCGAUACAGAAACAACCUUGUUUCCAUCUGGAAUUUAAAUCGUGUGACCGAGUUGGCUUUAUUGAGAUUUGACAGCCUUUUAUCCAGAGUUGAGCGUGCCAUGGAAUCUGAGUCCCGUAUAAGAUCCUACUCCAGAGGACCUUCAUGCACGAAACCAAGCGGAUCUCCACUCAAAGACUUUGCAAAUGACCCUUUCGAAAUAAACGAUCUCGCUCCAGCAUUGAAGAGCUUUAUGGAGGAGGACAACUUUUUCAUGGAGUGGUUGUCCAAGAAUAAUUUUCAGAUGUUUUGCAAGAACUUCAAGGAGCAAUAG